CCCUGGGCUCCUUCCCAGCGGGUUUUCACUCCGAAUCGCAGACGCUCUCCCUGGGGUCUUGCCAGCGCCUGCAGGGGGCUGACAGGGUUUCCUAAAAGUUGUUUUUCUAAUUGUCCCGUAGCUUCACUUGAUUCCGGUACAGGAGGGGAAAACACGCUGCAUUUCAAUGAUCUAAACACCAAACCUCCAGUAACUUAGUUACUAAAUGAUGGUUUUUUCCUCUUCUCUAAAGAGACUGACUAAAGAGAACUAAUGCUUCCCCAUCUGAAAUACUAUUUUUAACCUGUUUAACCCUCUGCCUGAGAUUUAAGUGUUUCAGAUGGACCGAAACGUUCUCUCUCGUUCCUUUUCUGUGGAGAAAACAAACCCUAUGCCACGUACAUUCUCCUGAUACCGACGACAACAGUAGAUGGUAGGACGCAGUCACUCCCCGAGCUCCUGCUGUGGAACACAGCCUGUGCUCUGAGCUCACAGUCAGCUAGGAGGUGACAGCUCUGUCCCUAAAACAAAACAAAACAGCCUGUGUGCCCCCUCCCCGCCCCCGCCCCGGCACACCCGCUCUCAGUGGCAUGCACGCUCUCGGGGAGCAUCUGAGCGCAGUCUAGAGGGUGUGCACACAGCUCCCAAGGGGCCAGUGCUCCACACACCAGUUAGGCCCGAAACCGCAGAUUCUCCGAAGACAGAGCCCAGAUAGGUGCCGCAGCGUCAGCACUGAUGCUAUAGUGAACGUUCAGAAGAGGCUGUGGGCCCGGCCGGUGGCCGGUGACUGAGUGCCAGCCUGUGCCCUGAAAGGGCGCUGGUUUGAUUCCUGGUCGGGGCAUGGAGGUUGCAGGUUUGGUACCCAGUCGGGGUACUUACCAGAGGCAGCCGUAGAUGUUUCUCUCUCCCCCACUCCCUUCCUCUCUCCCUUGAAAAAAAGGCCUGAGGGAAGGGACAGGAUCCCUGAAAGCUGAGGAGUUACUAGAUGAAGGAGAACGACUUCCCAGCCUUUGUGCCCAUGCCUUGCAGCAAGGCCCGCAGAGAAGAGAAUGUGAAGAAUGCACGGGGCAGGGGAAGUGUCCAGGCCGCCCGAAGCCGGCCAACUUGCAGAACCUGAUUCCACGGGAUAGUGGACAUCGGUGUCUUCCUAUGUUCCUUUAUUCCCAAACAAGUCACCCCUGGAGGGUUUGCCUUCCUGGGCCAACCCUGAGACACAGAACCAAGUCAGUGCUGGCUGUGGGCUGGCGAGGCGCCCCGUGGACCCGUCGUCUGACCGAGGCGUGGGCUUCGUGGGCAUGAGUCAGCGGCGGCCACGGGCCUUUCUGAAGGUUGGGGGGGGGUGAGUGUCCGGGGGGCUGUUGUGCACCCUCGCCCCCACCAGGAGGGCCACGCUCCCUGACCACGGGCAUUUCUCUCUGCUCAAAGCAUCGCACAUCUCAGAUCAGGACUUAGGGAAAAAUUGCUUUCAAGUUCCCUCACAGGAAGGGAGGAAGAACGGCUGUAAACGGGAGAACGGGGUGGAAGUCUGUGGCUUCAUCUUUCUGCUCGGCGCUCGGAUGCUGUCGGGUGGCUGCUGAUGGGUGUUCUGAGUUGUUUCCUGCAUCCUCUCAUCCUCCUCUCCCUCCAGGGACCAAACGCUGCUUGCUGACUGACGCCUCGGGUGCACCAUGUCCACCGCGGGAGUCGCUGCCCAGGAGAUCCGCGUCCCGCUGAAGGCGUUUCUGCACGAUGGCCAGGCCCUGGGGAGCCUGAACGCGUGCUGGGGCCGCCGCCGGGAGCUGGGGAAUAACUUUCUAAACAUCCACCCGAUCACCAUGGCCUACAAUCUGAAGUCGACCGCGCAGGCGCACCUGACAUCUCUUGGGCGCACGUCGGCACCUGCCCCGACGAACGGCCACCGCCUGGCAGAGCACGGCCCCUCUCGGAAGCCCAGCCUGCCCCCUCUCGUCCUUCCCCCAAGUGAAAGCUCGGGGCCCGACGAGGACCCGGUGGUGUGUGGUUUUAAGAAACUGUCGGUCAACGGGGGGUGCGCCCCCACGCCUCCACUCACGCCCAUGAAGAACGGCCCGUCCCCCGUGCCCUGUGUGGCGGGCUCCCGGCCGCUCCCCCCGCUGCCCAUCUCUGAGGGCCUCUCCCUGGACGACACGGACUGCGAGGUGGAGUUCUUCACCUGCUCCGACACGGACUUGCUCCUGGGGGGCGGCGCGCCCUCCGAGUUCCAGUCCGGCGUGCCGGGCCGGCGGAGCUUCCGCGGGUGCGGGCAGAUCAACUACGCCUACUUCGAAACCCCGACGGUCUCGGUGGUGGACCUCAGCCAGGCCCCCAAGCGGAGCGCAGGGGGGCCGCCCUCAGACCCGCCGCCGCCGCAGAGCCACCGGGAGCUCAGGCGGUACUCGGGCCCCGCCGGUUCCUUCCACAAGCCGGCCAUCAAGGUGCACGGCCACACCCACCGAGCCUCCCCCCACCCCGACACAGACAAGCCCGAGGUCCCCCCCAGGGUCCCCAUCCCUCCGCGGCCCGUGAAGCCCGAUUACAGACGGUGGUCGGCAGAGGUCACGUCCAGCACCUACAGCGACGAAGACAGGCCCCCCAAAGUGCCGCCCAGGGAACCCUUGUCCCGGAGCAACUCCCGCACCCCGAGUCCCAAAAGCCUUCCGACUUACCUCAACGGGGUCAUGCCCCCCACGCAGAGCUUCGCCCCGGACCCCAAGUACGUCAGCAGCAAAGCUCUGCAAAGACAGCUCAGCGAAGGCUCUGCCAGCCGGGCCCCCUGCAUCCUGCCCAUCAUCGAGAACGGGAAGAAGGUCAGCUCGACGCACUAUUACCUCCUACCUGAGAGGCCGCCGUACCUGGACCGAUACGAGAAGUUCUUCACGGAGGCCGAGGAGGCGAGCGCCGGCACCCAGGUGCAGCCCUUCCCCACCGACGGCGGUGUCGUCGCGGCCCCCGGGAAGCUGGACCCCGGGACCCGGGACGUGGGCGGCCACGGGAAGCGUAAGCACUUGUCCUACGUGGUUUCUCCGUAGACUCGGGUCUCGGUUCGGCAGAGGGUCCACGGGAGCAGGUGGUUCCCAAGCAGUUUCCCAGUUUGACUGAGGUUCAGGGGAAGAUGUUUCAGGUGCAGAACAAACUUGAACUCUGUCCAGAGAGGUGGAGAGGUGCUUCAUGCUGAGGACCCCAGUGUCCAAACCCACAAGAUGUGACGGGAGGGCAGGACGGGGACACUCACAGACGCCCAUCGUAUCCAUAUGUAAACUCGCAGUCUAGCCGUAGCCGGUUAACCAGUCAGCUGCUCUCUCAGUGAUGCGUAUUCAGAAUAAAACUCACGCUGGACUAGGGCUCCCGAUCGACUGAACACUGAGCAAACAGAAGAAAGCACAGUAUUUAGAAUCCUAGAGAAUUAUUUUUGCUAAGUUUGAAGAUUUCUGGCUCUUUGGUCUGUUAUGUUUUGUUGGAUGUAUUUUUGCAGCCUUUUCCAUGGGGAGCGGGAUGUGCCUACCUAGUUUAAAACCGCCCGAGACCCAAGACGUGCGGAUUUCACUUCCUGUCCCUGCGGGGAGGACUAGCAGUUUACCUGGCAACCACACUUCCACCUGCACGUGUCUCGCUUCUUGACAAAGAAGAAGAUAGUAGGACAUUUUCCUGACAGUUCCUGCUUUGUUCCACCCACCCGACGGCCACCGUCGCGCUGCCUCACAGAGCAGUGGACGGACGUGGUGGGCUCCACGCCAGUGGUUCGCUUUUCAGCAGGAAUGAAGCAGCCACGUGACUGAGAGUGACUGUGGGGAUGUGUGUUUGGGGGGUUUUUAGACUAUUAAUAAACAAAUACAACACAAGCUGGCCUUGUGUUGCUGGUUCCUACUCAGUAUUUCCUGGGGAUUGUUGGCUUUUGAAGUAAAGCCUUCUGACCAAGAGCAACUGUGUCUUAAUACGAGAGUCACAUCAGCACCGUCUGCUUCCAGGCGCACUGCCUGCGCACUGCCUGCCACCGCCUCCGCGUGUCCCCCGCACAGUUCGGCCCAAGCGGGAGGUGCUCCCCACAGAGGUGCGUUACCGCAACGUUCUCGCCAGUUAAACCAGCUGUUUACAGUUCCACUGCUGAGUGACUGACUGAGCUAUUUAAAGCGGAUGUGUUAGUCUGAACUAAAUGAAGGUUAAAACAUGCUUUAGGAAAAUGCACUGAUUUCUGCAUUAUGUGUACAGUAUUGGACAAAGGAUUUUAUUCAUUUUUGUUGCAUUAUUUUGAAUAUUGUCUUUUCAUUUUAAUAAAGUUACAAUACUUAUUUAUGA
Myotis lucifugus (little brown bat) is the source of this 4269-nucleotide messenger RNA. It is a transcript of the gene ERRFI1, whose product is annotated as ERBB receptor feedback inhibitor 1. Lineage: Eukaryota; Metazoa; Chordata; Mammalia; Chiroptera; Vespertilionidae. Gene Ontology annotation, biological process: regulation of keratinocyte differentiation; negative regulation of epidermal growth factor receptor signaling pathway. The record is from RefSeq and is a predicted model, not a curated record. Gene Ontology annotation, cellular component: extrinsic component of cytoplasmic side of plasma membrane.